Molecule: messenger RNA, 1895 nt
Organism: Macadamia integrifolia
Lineage: Eukaryota; Viridiplantae; Streptophyta; Magnoliopsida; Proteales; Proteaceae
Product: flavonol 3-O-glucosyltransferase UGT89B1-like
Exons: 1
Coding region: 243-1727 (494 amino acids)
Molecular function (GO): UDP-glycosyltransferase activity
Source: RefSeq, a predicted model, not a curated record
CGACGUGGAAGAAAAAGAAUAGAUUUCUGUCUGAACGUGAGAUACAAUGGCUCAGAUCUACGGAUCUUUCGAGCUUCUCGUCUCCGAAGUCACCGCUGACGUUUCCUCCUCAAGAAAGGUCUUUCGAGCUUCUCGACUCCAAAGUCUUUCACGGUCCCUCUUUUCAGACUAAAUAUCAAACGCAUCAGUUUUCUAAUCAGAUCAGACCCCUCUCUCUCUCUCUCUCUCUCUCUCUCUCUCUCAUGGGUGCUGAAGGAGAGGAAGCGAUGUCGAAUUCCUUCGGCCGCAGCGGCAGCGCACACAUUCUGGUGUUCCCGUACCCUGCGCAGGGGCACAUGCUACCCCUCCUCGAUCUCACCCACCAGCUUCUCAUCCGGGGACUAACCAUCACCAUACUGGUGACCCCCAAAAACCUCCCUUUCCUAAACCCACUCCUCUCGCAACAUCCACCCUCUUCCAUCCAAACACUCGUCUUCCCCUUCCCUUCCCACCCUUCUCUCCCACCUGGCGUUGAGAACGUCAAGGACAUCGGCAACCAUGGCAACCCCAUCAUCAUCUCUGCCCUCUCCUCCCUUACUGAACCCAUCACCAACUGGUUCCAAUCCCACCCUUCCCCACCCAUCGCCAUCAUCUCCGAUUUUUUCCUGGGCUGGACUCACCACCUCGCUUCCCAACUCGGCAUCCCCCGUGUCUCCUUCUACUCCUCCGGCGCUUUCGUUUCCUCCGUCUUAAUCACUCUAUCCCACAAGAUGGGUUCUCUGAAGCAACCCUUUCUCUCCUUACCUAAUCUCCCAAAUUCUCCUUCCUUUGCGCUCGAUCACCUCCCAUCCAUGCUUCGCCUAUUCAAGGAAUCCGAUCCCGAUUGGGCCUGCGUUAAAGAUGGCUUCAUCGCUAACUCCUUUAGUUGGGGAUCCGUUUUCAACACUUUUGAUGCUCUGGAACAGAUCUAUCUCCGUCACUGGCAGCGGGAGAUGGGCCAUCCACGUGUUUGGGCCGUCGGCCCUCUGAUGAAUCUGGACUCUGCUGGUCCAAGCCCGACUGACCGUGGUGGGCCCAGUUCGGUGCCUUCUGACGCUGUGCUGACGUGGCUCGGUGGUUGCCCCGAUGGUUCUGUGCUUUUCGUGUGCUUCGGCAGCCAGUUUUCUCCGGGGAAGCCACAGGUGGAAGCGAUCGCCGCCGGGCUGGAGGGGAGUGGGGUCCGCUUCAUCUGGUCCGUCAAGUUGAGCGAUUCAGGACCUUUGGCAGAUGAGUGUGGCGAGAUCCUAACUGGUUUGGAAGAUCGAGUGGCUGGGAGGGGACUGAUCAUUAGGGGAUGGGCUCCACAGGUGCCCAUACUGAACCACCGAGCCGUGGGCGGGUUCUUGACUCACUGUGGGUGGAACUCAGUGGUGGAAGGGAUCACGGCGGGUGUGUUGUUGCUGGCAUGGCCGUUGCAGGCCGACCAAUUUGUGAAUGCGAGGUUGUUGGUGGAGGACUUGAACGCUGCCAUUAGGGUGGCAGAGGGCAUCAAUGCCGUGCCUGACUCGGUGGAGUUUGCUAGGACCAUAUCUGAAUCGUUGAGCGUGACUCGCCCUGAGAGGGUCCGAGCCAUGGAGCUGCGCUCAGGGGCCUUAGCCGCAGUGGAACAAGGUGGAAGCUCUUUCAGGGAUUUGGAUAGGCUUGUGAAGGAUUUGUAUCCACUUGGGAGAAAUUCGGGUGAGCUGAGAGAUGAUGAAAAGAAAGAAUGAAUUAGAUUUCAAUACAUUUAUGAUCUUUUUCGAGAUGGAAAAUAAAGAAUAUGGGAUCAAUCGAAAUCUAAUUUUCUUGAAUUUCUUGGUGAGGUAGGUUAGGAAUAUUACAAUCGAACAUCUUAUUGUAUUCAUGGUUGGCGAAGAAAAAGUUGAAAUUGUGGAUCA